AUGACUACCAGAUCACUCGGCCCUCUACCUGCCAACCUCUGCGCCCACCUCCAAAACACCUCACGGGGCUUCCAAGCCAAGACUUCCGUGCCAUUCUCAACAUCCUCCUUAGCCAUAUCUUCCAUCCUCUUGCGCUCAGGUCUGAUAUCCAACGUAUCGCUAGGAUCACCCGCAGGUCCAGAUCCGUCGGCAUUCCAGUCAUUACCCAUACCAGCUAGGAAAUUGUGGAUAGGUCUGAAACAUCGAAAUGGUCAACCUGUAUUACGUAGGAUGGGAUUAGUAUCAAAACCUUCAUUCAGGGUAGUGGUCAGCCGAGAUGAAUUGGGUAGAUUGUUAGUGGGUAAGAGAGCUAGGAACGUAGCGGGCGUAGGGAUGGGGGAAAUCUUGAUUGUAAGGACGGAAGAAGAUGCGAAAGCCGGUAGGACAGGGACAAAUAGGUAUUUGGAAGGAUGGGAAGCAUGGAGAGCUGGUUUAGGAGGUGAAGUCAUAUGCAGAGUGGGAUAG
Messenger RNA from Kwoniella botswanensis, 504 nucleotides. RefSeq lists its product as uncharacterized. Gene Ontology annotation, molecular function: structural constituent of ribosome. The transcript has a single exon. Bases 1 to 504 code for a protein of 167 amino acids. Lineage: Eukaryota; Fungi; Basidiomycota; Tremellomycetes; Tremellales; Cryptococcaceae. The record is from RefSeq and is a predicted model, not a curated record. Gene Ontology annotation, biological process: translation. Gene Ontology annotation, cellular component: ribosome.